GAGAGGGUCAAAUAGAGAGGGAGAGAAAAGCUCAAAGACAGAGGGAGAGAGAGACAGAGAGAGGAAUAUAGGAUGAUAUUUAGCAGAUACAGCCUAAAUGUUUCAAAUGAUCAAUUUGAACUUGGAGGUUCCUUUCAUAUAAUGUGAUAUAAUAUUAUUCUUGGAAAUAAAAUAAAACCAAUCAUUGAAAUUGUUUAAACUUUUUGUUAUAAAAUAAAACAUUCCCUCAACUGCGUUUCCCACUCCAAUCAGCAGAGGGCGCUGUGGGUCUUUCAGGCAAGUCUGCCAGAAUGUGACGUGUGGUGAACUGGACUCUUCUUUAAACAACAACAGCUAGUCGGUCGUCACUAGUUACCACAGUCACAAAGUCAUAAUUAUGGCUAAACCUCGCUCAAUUCUACAACUUCUCUUAUUAAAAUGUGAUUUUUAAACCUAACCUUAACCACAUUGCUAACCCUAACCUUAAAUUAAGAAAAAAAAUAACAUGUUUGUUUUCAUACAUGUUUACGACAGCCAAUGUUGACUUUGUGGCUGUGGUAACUAGUGACAACCCAGCUAGACAGCCAUGUUAUUUUAUAGUUAAAUGACAGUGGUCAGCCACUUCGGUAGCUUGCUAGCUGAAACAUUGCAGCUCUUUAGACGCGUUCGUGUAUAUUACCCACUGUGUUUUAAACAUACUUCUGUCGUCUAGCUAGUUAUCCCAUUUAAUUUCAUAUUUACGUUGUUGUUAUUAGUCAGCUAACGUAGCUGGCUGGUUAAGUUCACUAGCCUAGCUAGCUAACAGCUAGCUAACUGUUAGCUAACAUCCCCGACCAUGAGUUCACUAAGCUACUCUCCUCCUGCUAAAGAAGAGGAGAUCUGCUGGACGGAGAAAGAGGGUCUGUGGCUGAACGUUGUUGUGAAAGAGGAGAAGGAAGAGGAGGAUGUCACAGUAACAAAAGUAGAGGAUGAGGAUGUUUCAGUGAAGGAAGAGAAAGAGGAGGGAGAGAUAACUGUCAUAUUGGAAGAAGAGGAAGAGGAGGAUAUUGGACAUCUGAUUAAGCCCAGAGAGAGACGGGACUAUCGUGGAUCCUCUGGGGAGCCUCAACAACAUCAUGAAGCUGAAGAGACAGAGAAGAGUCUCUCCACAUCAGAACGUCUCAAAAAACACCGGCAGAGACUCACAGGGAAGAAAUCUCACUGCUGCUCUGACUGUGGGAAGAGUUACUCAAGAUCAGAUUCAUUACAACUUCACCUGAGAAUACACACUGGAGAGAAUUCUCACUGCUGUACUGACUGUGGGAAGAGAUUCACCUCUUCAGCAGACCUUAAAAAACAUUUUAGAAUCCAUACAGGAGAGAAACCUUAUAGCUGUGAUCAAUGUGGGAAGAGUUUUACUCGUACAAGUAAUCUGAAAGCACACCAGAGAAUACACACCGCAGAGAAACCCUAUAGCUGUGAUCAAUGUGGGAAGAGUUUUUCUUCAUCUAGCCAUUUGACUAUACACCAGAGAACACACACAGGAGAGAAACCUCAUCACUGCUUUGACUGUGGAAAGAGUUACUCAAGAUCAGAUUCACUGAAAGUGCACCAGAGAAUUCACACUGGAGAGAAACCUUAUAGCUGUUAUCAAUGUGGGAAGAGUUGUAAUAACACAAGCAGCCUGAAAACACACCAGAGAAUUCACACUGGAGAAAAACCUUAUAACUGUGAUCUCUGUGGGAAGAGUUUUAAUGAUACAAGCAGCCUGAAAACACACCAGAGAAUUCACACUGGAGAGAAACCUUAUUGCUGCUCUGACUGUGGGAAGACCUUUUCAAAAUCAUCUACAUUGCAAUCACACCAGAGAAUUCACACUGGAGAGAAACCUUAUAGCUGCUCUGACUGUGGGAAGACCUUUUCAAAAUUAUAUACAUUACAAUCACACCAGAGAAUACACACAGGAGAGAAACCUUACAGCUGUGAUCAAUGUGGGAAGAGUUUUGUUACGUCUAGCCAUCUGACUAUACACCAGAGAACACACACAGGAGAGAAACCUCAUAGCUGUGAUCAUUGUGGGAAGAGAUACUCUGGUAAAAGAUCUCUGAUUAAACAUCAGAAAAUACAUACCUGAAGGAGUUGCUUCAUGAUAUCAAUGAAAUAAUGUCACAAUGUAGAAUGUUUUAACAUUGUAGUAGGAGUAUUUUAAUGAUGUCACAAUGUAGAACCCUAAACGUUUGCCCCCUGUUCUAUUGAUUUCAACAUGAUAUGGAUAUUAGCCUCAGGGGGAAAAUCCAGGCUCUGAAAUGGAAGAGUACUAUUUAUGUGAUUUAACAAAAAGUGUCUAACACAAAAAAGUUGCAUUUGCGACCCACUUGAAUGAAAAUGCAACAAUUCAAAAUGUAGCUAGCUGUUUUCUACAAGUUGUGCUCUAACCAGUGAUGUACACAUUAUUCCCAGAUUCUGUGUGGUGUUUGAGCGGGAUGUGCAACCUCAUCUCUCCCCUCUCUCGCAAUUGAUUUCAACGUGAUAUCGAUAUGAGUGAUGACAAAUAAGUGUUGCAUUUCUCUUCAUUCUAGGGACCCCUACAUGUAAAUGCAUCACUCCAAAAGGUAGCUGACUGUUUUCUGCAGAUUGUCCUCUAACCAGUGAGGAAAAAGAUAUCUCCCGUUUCCAUUUUUAGUUGCAUUAGUUUCAACAGUACAACCUGAUUUCCCAACUAAUCUAUAUCCGUGAUUUAUUGCUACUUGUAUAACAAGUGUGUUUGGUGUUUGUGCAGUUUAUAAGGUGUUUUAAAAAAUACAAGUAAUAUGAUUGUGUCGAUAGUACAUGUUAUGUUUAGUUUUUCAAUAUAUCACAAACGGUUUCUGCAUAUUGGUUAUUGAUUUGGACACGUUAAAACUGUUUUGACAUUGGGGCUAUCCCACCUUGCAAAAUGUAAUUGAAAAGAAGACUAUGCCAACUUCCAAUCUACAUUCGGUUUAGGUUGAAAGUGAAAGUUGAAAAUAGAUUUUUUUAGGUCUUGGAAAAUAAGUAUUUUUUCAUGUCUUUGAAAAGACGACUAUUUAACAACGUCAGUCGCUUUUGGUUGAACGUUGAAUAGACUUAUUUUUCAAGUCGUUUCAACGACUCCAUUGGAUCAACCUAAUUUUAACGUACUUGCAGUACAGAAAAUUGGUUUAGGAACAAUUUUACAUCACUCCCAAUAUUUACACACACAGUAUUUCUUUACAACAUUCAAUUGCUAAUUGUCUUUAUCAAUUAUUGCCAAAACAUAUUACCAAAGGGGUGUACAUUUAGUUUUGAUAUUUCAUAUUCCAUAAAUGUAAUGUAACAUUUAGUAAUCAUAAUUAUUUAUGCAACUAACUUACAAUUUUUGUACAAUGUAGUAAAUCAAGUUUGUGCCAGGAGUCAUUACAUCCUGAUCUUACUGUUUUAACCAAUGGCCUUUCCUUAGAAUGCUCAUUAGUCUUACAUUUUUUUGUUAUUCAUUCUUUUUUUCCCUCUUAUGUUUGUUGUGUAGUAAAUAUUUCAAUUUUCAUUUUUUUCCUGUAAAGCACAUUGCGUUGAA
Messenger RNA from Salmo salar (Atlantic salmon), 3529 nucleotides. The record is from RefSeq and is a predicted model, not a curated record. NCBI's taxonomy places the organism in Eukaryota, Metazoa, Chordata, Actinopteri, Salmoniformes, Salmonidae.